AUGACAUCGGCGAAUAUACCAUUUCUAACUCAAUGGAAUGAAACGAAACGAAUCACUGAACGAUCACGUUCGAAACGCUUGUAUACAUUCUUUCACUACGAACAUUCAACACAUCCUCGACGAUUCAUUAUUUCAUUUUUUGUCAUCAUUUUUCUUACGUUAGCGGUUGCUUGGCUCAUAGCCGGACUUGUUCGACUUCGUCAAACAGCAUCUUACCUAGAAUCGUGUUCUAGUGGAAAAGGACAGUGUUCAUCGAGUGCUGGUUUAAUAUGCAGUUCAACAGCAUUGAUUUGUCUGUGUGCUGAGGAAAACUAUUGGGAUUAUAGCUCUAAAAAGUGUUCAACUGUUAAAAGUAUCAAUGCGAUAUGUUCGAGAAAUGAUGAAUGUGCAACGAACAAAGGUUUAAUCUGUUACACAAAUGGAACUUGUCAGUGUCCUUCGAAUACUUACCAUACAACAUCUGGUUGUACCACUUAUAAAUUAUUUGGUGCUUCAUGUACAUUGUCAGGUACAUUGCCAUGCAAUAUACAACUUGAUCUUGUAUGUGAUCCAGGCACACUCGUAUGUCUUUGCCCAUCUGGCACAUAUUGGUCGUCUACUCGAUGCGAACCAGUCUCAACAUAUGGUAGCUAUUGUGAACAAAACUCUAGUUGCAACACGCAAGCUGGACUUUUCUGCCGUCUACCUGGUCCAUAUCCUUCAUGUGAUUGUCCUCAACAAUCGAAAUUAUACACAUGUGAUUGUUAUCAAGGACAAACAUGGGUGAUAGCAUCUGGUGUAAACGGCACAUCAUCGUGUACUAGCCAAGGAACCUAUAACGGUAACUGUACUAGCGACAGUCAAUGUCCACAAGCAUUGCAUCUCGUCUGUAUUAAUGGUGCUUGCGCUUGUAAGAUUCCUCUAUGGUUUUGGUCUUCAACUUCAAAUGAAUGUCUUCCUUGCGAAUCCGCAGGUUAUAUUCUGAUCCAGUAUUCAUCUCAAUGGGUUUGUACACGACUGAUGAAUUCGUCAUUAAUGACGUAUUCAGCGAGUCAAAUGGCGUGUAUUGGAAUAGGUUGGCAAUUGAUCAGUCCGAUCUUUGCGUCGGAUGUGACCGUUAUUGCUCAAAUAUAUUCAACAUAUCGUCUGUGGGUUAACAUACAAACGUCACUGGGUAAUUCCACCUAUGUGAAUAAUGUUUUUCCAAAUAAUCAAUCAAAUUGGAAUACCUAUAUAUCUUACUCGUUAGCAUCAGUUUAUGCAACAUAUGUGUAUGCCUUACAGAUUGUUUCAACAUACGAUAAAACUAUGCUCUUCGAAGGAAAUACUGCCUUUGACAAAGGACAUGCGCUUUGUGCACUGUAUUAA
Adineta ricciae is the source of this 1347-nucleotide messenger RNA. NCBI's taxonomy places the organism in Eukaryota, Metazoa, Rotifera, Eurotatoria, Adinetida, Adinetidae. The record is from the annotation of a GenBank genome assembly.